Molecule: messenger RNA, 4114 nt
Organism: Neocloeon triangulifer
Lineage: Eukaryota; Metazoa; Arthropoda; Insecta; Ephemeroptera; Baetidae
Gene: dia
Product: protein diaphanous
Exons: 18
Coding region: 387-3590 (1067 amino acids)
Biological process (GO): actin filament polymerization; actin cytoskeleton organization
Cellular component (GO): actin filament; cytoplasm
Molecular function (GO): microtubule binding; small GTPase binding; actin binding
Source: RefSeq, a predicted model, not a curated record
UCCUUGCAACUGCCAGGCUGCUCCAGCACCAGCAGAAUUAUUGAAAUAAUGGGUGUUAACCAAACGUAAAUAAGUGCAUCAAUUUUUCAACUUUUUCGUUCCGAUUGAUUUUAUUUGGCCGUACAAUCGUUCUGGAGCAUCGCAUUGUCCUUCAAGAAGAGAUUGAGAAAAGAAGAAGAAGAAAGCGUCUCCGAAAACUGCGAAGUCGAAUCAAGAAAACCACCUGUUUCGUCACUGCCAAUAGAUGAUAGUCGGCGAUCUUCAAUUAAUUUGAAGUUAAUCGAACUCAAUUGCGUUCUGUUCUGUGGCCAAUUCCUCGAAUUUCCACGCAGAUGACUUCAGCUCAGUGAUGUAGCCAAAGUCGAAACGCUUCGAGGAGCAGAAACAUGUCGAGAGCUGAUAAAACCAAGUCCGGAUUUCUGGACACCCUGUUCAAAGGAUCCAAGAAAGGCACCGUCCGGAGCAGCAACUAUGCAGGCGGACACGGGGGGCCCAACGCAGGUCUGCCAAGACCUCAAUCCGAGUCGGAUUUCACAGAGAUCGAGGAGCAGGAGUUCAUGAUUGAGCACCUAGAUGAUGAUGGGGUCAAUGAUCAUUUUGAGAAGAUGCUGGACAACCUCAAUCUCACAGAGGAGAAAAAACAGCCUCUUCGAAACCAGCCCAUGAUGAACAAAAGGCAAAUGCUUAAGAUGCAAUACAAAGGGACAACGUUAAAGAGUGAUGAAAAAUUCCACUCUGCAAGCGACUACAUUGAAUACCUGCAGCAUCCCGAUCUGAGUGUAGCAAAACUCCACAGCUGUGUGCAGAGCUUGCGAAUCGCGCUCACCAACAAGACAUUAAACUUUGUUCAGGAAUUUGGCAAUAAUGGCCUAAAGGCGCUUCUAAAUCAACUCAAAACGUGCAAUACAAGAGAAGGGAAAAUGGAGAGAGUGCAGUACGAGUGUCUCAGGUGUUUAAAGGCCAUCAUGAACAACACAUUUGGUCUAAAACAGAUUCUCGGCCACAAAGAAGCGUUGAAACAAGUGGCUAUUGCAUUAAACCCACUUCGACAAACUGCAAUGCUAGAGGCAUGCAAAAUAAUGGCCGCGGUGUGCCUUCUGCCGGACGGCCAUGAUAAGGCAUUGGAAGCUAUCACGUCGGCUGUGGACGGAGAAGACCGGGAUAGAUUUACACCUAUCGUUCGAGGGCUGAUUUUAAAAAGCAACGAGCAACUGAGGAUUGGUUGUAUGACCCUUAUUAACGCCCUUGUCACCUCUGCCAUGGAUUUGGACUUCCGAGUUCACCUCAGAAAUGAAAUGAUGAGGGCUGGCCUUGGGGAGUUGCUGGUUCCUUUACAACGUGAUGCUGGCGAUGAACUAGCUCUGCAAAUGAAGAUUUUUAUGGACCACAAAGAAGAGGACUAUGAUGAGUUGCUUCAGAAAUUUGACCACCUAAGACUUGACAUGGAAGAUUCUAACGAAUGCUUUGAAUUUGUCAAGAACUUGACGUCGGACACACCGGCAGAGCCAUACUUCUUGUCUAUUCUCCAGCACCUUUUAUUUAUCAGAGAUGACCCAAUGAUUCGACCGGCUUACUUCAAGCUGAUUGAAGAAUGUGUGACACAAAUUGUUCUCCACAAAAGUGGUUGUGAUCCUGACUUUUCGGCAACCAAGCGAUUUCAAAUUGACGUAGAGCCCUUGAUAGAAGGUUUAGUAGAAAAAUCCAAGGCUGAAGACGAAAGGGCAAAAGAGGCCCUGAAUGCCAAACUUGAAGAAGCCCUGGCUCUGAAGCAAGAAGCUGAAGCUCGACUCCAGGUUGCAGAACAGAAAUUGAAGGAAAUGAUUAGCACUGGUGUCAUUCCAACGUCAGGAGUGGGAAAAUUGUCAGGGCCUCCUCCACCCCCAAUUCCAGGCAUGAUUGCUAACCCUGGUGGGCCUCCGCCACCUCCUCUUAUGCCUGGAAUGCCUCCUCCACCUCCUGGCAUGAUGGGACCUCCACCACCCCCAAUGCCUGGUAUGGGCCCUAGACCUCCGCCUAUGCCAGGAAUGGGAGGGCCUCCAAUGCCUCCACCACCCCCAGGUAUGGGUCCACCACCUCCACCAGGAAUGGCGAUGGGACCCCCGAGAGCGCCUGACGUUCUGCCGUAUGGGUUGAAACCAAAGCGCAAAUGGGAUGUUGGCGGGCCCUUGAAGAGAGCGAACUGGAAAGCUAUUGUACCUCAAAAGAUGUCAGAAAAAGCAUUUUGGAUCCAAGUCAGAGAGGAAAAGCUUGCCUCGCCAGAUAUUCUGGAGGGAUUGGCGCAGAAAUUUUCUUCUAAACCUAUUUCUAAAAAGAGUGAUGAUAACAUAGAGAAGCAGCCUAACAAAAAAAUAAAGGACUUAAAAGUACUAGACGGAAAAGCAGCCCAGAAUCUUUCAAUUUUACUAGGAGGGUCAUUGAAGCACUUGUCUUAUGAGGAUGUCAAGCGCUGCAUUUUGCGGUGUGAUAUCGAGUCAUUGCCUGAUUCAGUUCUUCAGCAACUCAUUUCGUACCUGCCACCUCCUGAUCAGCUCAAGAAGUUGCAAGAAUUCAAAUCACAGUACAACGAACUCACAGAGGCUGAACAGUUUGCAGUUACUAUCUCAGAAAUCAAGAGGCUUCUUCCACGGUUGAAAUCCAUGAGCUUUAGGUUGCACCAGAGCGAAAUGGUUCAAGAUGUGAAACCAGACAUUGUGGCCGGGACUGCAGCUUGUGAAGAGAUUAAAACCAGUCAGAGGUUUGCACGCAUUCUCGAACUCAUCCUACUCAUGGGGAACUACAUGAACAGUGGGUCAAGAAAUGAAGCUGCCUUUGGAUUUGAAAUUAGUUUCCUACCAAAGCUUUCAAGCACAAAGGACAUUGAAAACAAAAGCACCCUGAUGCACUACCUAGCAGAGACUGUAGAGAAAAAGUUCCCUGAUCUGUUGGCUUUGUCAGAAGAAUUGGCCCAUAUCGACAGGGCAGCAAGAGUUUCCGUCGAUACAAUUGGCAAGACACUAAGGACCAUGGACACAUCCAUAAGAAAUUUGGAGACUGAUUUGACCAAUUCUAAAGUGCCUCAAAACGCUGAUGAUAAAUUCUAUGAUGUUAUGAGCGAAUUUGCUAAGGAAGCAAGACAGCAGUGCGAUCUUCUGACUAACAUGUUUAAGAAUAUGACUAGCCUCUACAAGGAGUUGUCGGAGUUUUACGCAUUUGAUGUGGCGAAGUACACUUUUGAAGAAUUCUACACGGACAUAAAAUCCUUCAAGGAUUCCUUCUUGGCUGCACACAAGGAAAAUGUAAAAGUUCGUGAAACUGAGGAAAAGGCAGAAAGAGCCCGGCAGGCUAGAGACAAGCAAGAACGAGAAAGGGCAGAGCGAAUGGCCCACAAGAGAGCUCUGGUGGACAUGAACGGGGCUGAAGAGGGCGUGAUGGACUCGUUAUUAGAGGCUUUGCAGACUGGAUCUGCAUUUACUCGAGAGCAACGGCGAAAAAGAGCCCCAAGGGCUGCUGGUGCCGAGAGACGGGCGCAACUAAGCAGAAGUAGGUCGAGAACAGGGCUGGCCACAAACGCACUUACAGGGCGAGAGCUGGGAGAACUCUUGGCUGCAUAGCAUCUCAAUAAUUAUUCACCAAAUGAAGAAUACGUACUUCGAAAAUUCCAAACAUCAAAGUUCAGUGCCUCACUUUUUAUAAGUUAACUUUUCACGCAGAUAUUGUAGUGGCGCUGAGCCAAUCAACGUCAACUAUUUAUAUUGAUAUGAUUUAUAUAAUGUGCAAAUUACCGCUUACGCCUGAAAUUUUUAUAGUACCAUCUAUUUUAUACAAAGCUUGAAGCUCAAGCUUUUUGAAAUAAUAAUAAUAAUAAUGGGCAUCAUAAUAGGUAUUCCUAAGGAUUGCGGCCGUGAUGUUAUUGUCUGAGACGACUAGGGAACUGUAUUUUGUAUUUUUAUAAUAUGCAGGGCAAUUGUCAAGCUGAUACAAAUUUAUAAAUAGAGCGUACUUUGCCUGAACUAAAGUAAUUGUGUAUUAUCAAUACAACAUCAUUUAUGGUUAAGGUCUGUAAUCAUAGCUAUUUUUCUAAAGCUGAAAUAAAACCUCGUCAAAUAAUGAAAGAUUUAAGAAAGAUAUUUGUCUC